Molecule: messenger RNA, 1698 nt
Organism: Cryptomeria japonica (Japanese cedar)
Lineage: Eukaryota; Viridiplantae; Streptophyta; Pinopsida; Cupressales; Cupressaceae
Product: protein ARABIDILLO 1
Exons: 2
Coding region: 149-1660 (503 amino acids)
Biological process (GO): nucleus-vacuole junction assembly
Molecular function (GO): protein binding; protein-membrane adaptor activity
Source: RefSeq, a predicted model, not a curated record
AGGAUCUGGUGAAUAUGUGGGAAUGCUUGAAAAAGCUGGAACAGGACAAGAUUGGUUUUGAACCAAUACAGGGGCCUUGUCCAAAGAGGAUUCUUAAAGUUGUUGCAAAAUUGAGAACUAAGAAGGUUAGUACAGAGGAAGUGCAGAAAUGGGAGCAGGAGGAGAUGGAGCAGUUUUGCAGGGCAGGGGGAUUGGAGGCUUUGGAUCUGUGAUGGCUUUGUCUGGUGGUGGUGAUCAUCUGCAUGAAGCUGUGGCCUUGCUGAGGUCAUUGAUGAGAAACAAUGAGGAGAAUGUUGUGAAAAAGGCUUUCCAGCCAGCUGCCAUGGCUGCUUUGUUAAGGAUUCUGGCUUGCAGUUCAUGUAAUGUUCAGGUACAGGAAAAUGUUCUAGGACUUCUGUGGGAAUUUUCUGUUUAUGAAGAAAUGAAUUAUAGGAUAGCUAACACAAUUGUUAAUGACGAUGUGCUGUUUGAAAGACUGGUUCGUUUUUGUGGGUGUUCUUGUUCUUCUUCUGUGAUUGAAUUCUGUGCAGCAGCACUCCUGCAAAAUCUAUGCAAGAAUGAGGACAUGAGAAGUAAAGUUUCAUCAACUGAAGGAAUUGCAGAAGGAUUAUUGUAUUUGAUAGAAAGCUUUGAUAUGCCUGCACAGGUCAAGGCUUUGGAAAGGUCUGAGAAUUGCAACUCCCCAAUGGUUAUGGGGUGGUGUGUCUCAAUGCUAGAUUGUGGUUUUGAAACAUAUCAGAUCAGAGGGCUGGACUUGCUGCUGGGGUUCUCUCAAUCUAUUGUCUUUCUGCAGCUUGCAUCACAUGAAGGUGCUAUAUCAAGACUGGUUAAAUUGCUAAACUCUGGUUCCACUACAGUGCUUGAGAAAGCCAUUGAGGCAUUGUACAUGCUCUCCAUGCCUGAGGAGAAUGAGGUAAAAAUAGCCUCUCAUGACUUGGCCAUCCAGAGGCUCACAGCUUUUUUAGAAUCGGAUUCCUCCUCUGUGAGGGGAAAUUCAGUUAAGGCAUUAGAAAGCCUCUCUUUCAAUCAAAUUAACAAAGAAAAAAUACUCGAACAGAACAGAGCAUUGGAGAAGGUUGCAGCUUUACUCUUCCAUGAAUCCCUUGCUGCACAGUCUAGUGCUUGUAGUCUACUUUGGAACCUCUCCAACACCACCACAGCCAACAAGAUUAAGAUUUCUUCCAUUCAUGGAGUCCCGCAGAGGCUCUCUGAUUUGUUGCUGUCCAACUCUCCUCUUGUUCAGGAGAAAGCAGCAGGAGCCAUCAUGAGCCUUUCAUACAAUGGUGGAAGCAGAAAGAUGAUGUCCUCUGCAGCUUGUAUAUUUGAAAGAUUGAUCAAGCUCCUUGAUUCUGUCUCAACUUUGGUGCAUCAGAAUGCAGCAGGUGCUCUGUAUAAUCUGUCCAUAAGCCCACAAAAUAUUGCAGUAAUUGGAGCUCAUCCAAGAAGUGUGGCAAAUCUCGUUACUCUGUUAUCUUCUAAGUGUGGUCUUGUACAGGAGUAUGUAGCAGGAGCUCUGGGGAAUCUUGCUUUGUUUGAAGAGAUUAGAGAGGAAAUGAAACAAAAGGGAGCCAUGCCCUUGCUGAAGAAACUCAAGAACAACUCUUCUAACAUAUCAGUUAAAACACAGGCUAAGAGAGCCCUAGAUAAUCUCAUGGUAUGAGAUAAAUUUCAAAUAUAUGCCUUUUGGUGUUCAUUUCA